This is a messenger RNA of Haliotis rubra (blacklip abalone), 1444 nucleotides long. Its product is annotated as arylsulfatase B-like. Lineage: Eukaryota; Metazoa; Mollusca; Gastropoda; Lepetellida; Haliotidae. The record is from RefSeq and is a predicted model, not a curated record.
AUGGAGGUUCGACAGCUCCUUGCUCUGUUCCUGUGUGUCCUACCACUGUCAGCAGCGCAGCGUCCUAACAUUGUGUUUAUUGUGGCAGAUGACUUAGGCUGGAAUGAUGUUGGUUACCGAAACCCUGACAUGAAGACCCCAAACAUCGACAAACUGGCCACAGAAGGAAUCAUCUUCGAGAAUGCAUAUGUCCAGCCUCUGUGCACCCCCAUGAGACAAUUCACCCUGGCUGAAGCUGUAGCAGCAUGUGUACCUCUCAACUAUACAUUCCUGCCCCAGGAAUUAAAGAGACUCGGCUAUGCUACACACAUGAUUGGAAAAUGGCACCUGGGUUUCUGCAAGUGGGAGUGCACCCCAACCUACCGAGGCUUCGAUACUUUCUUUGGAUACUAUAAUGGGAAUGAAGGAUAUUUCAAUCACUCAAUCGCUUCCGGCAAGAAACUAUUCCGGGAAUAUUCUGCUUACACGUUCACCCAGAGAGCAGUUGACAUCAUCCAUCGACAAAACGCAUCACAACCACUGUUUAUGUACCUUCCAUAUCAGAAUGUACAUGAGCCAAUUGAGGUGCCUAAGAAGUACGAGGAUAUGUAUCCGAACGUCAUUAACGAAGGCCGAAGAAAGUACAGUGGAAUGGUAUCUGCCUUGGAUGAAGCGGUUGGAAAUGUUACCCAAGCCUUGAAAGAUCGGGGCUUGUUUGAAAAUACCCUAAUUCUGUUUACUACUGACAACGGAGGCCCUCUCGACGUGUAUGCCAACAACUGGCCCUAGCGAGGAGCGAAGCGCACCAUCUGGGAGGGUGGCACGAGGACAUCCUUCAUGUACGGAGCGGGGCUCCAAAGGAUAAAAACUACAUAUGAAGGAAUGUGGUGUUUGAAAACAGGAAUCGCUUCUACCUCUUUACAGGAUGAUCCACGCCGUCGACUGGAAACCCACCUUAGUGUCUGCUGCUGGGGAACUCCAGAGACAACCAUUGAUGGAAUGAGUCACUGGGAUUCUAUUCGAUACGGCCUCCCCUCAUCAAGGACAGAGUUCAUCUACAACAUUGACGACUUUGAAGUUCCAGACGAAGGUCAUGCUGGAAUAAGAGUAGGGGACUACAAGCUCAUCCUUGGGUACCCAGGUCGUACUGACGGUUGGCACAAACCCAUGAACAAAACAAAGGAUGAACAAUAUGAAACUAUGAUUUACAUCAAAGGUGAUGCGCCUGUCCAUCUCUUCAACAUACGAGAGGAUCCAACUGAGCACAAUGACCUCGCACAGCAGAUGCCAGACGUGGUAGCGAAGCUGCGUGCCCGGUUUGAAGAGUACAAAAGACGAUGGUGCCAGCCAAUUCCCCAAACAGGUUCCUGCAGCGGACCCCAGAAAAUACGGGAAGGUUUGGACCCCAGGGUGGUGCUAAUCAGAUGUACUGUGGGUCAUUCUAAAAUGGUGUAAACUAGUGUGC